Messenger RNA from Fusarium tjaetaba, 303 nucleotides. RefSeq lists its product as uncharacterized. NCBI's taxonomy places the organism in Eukaryota, Fungi, Ascomycota, Sordariomycetes, Hypocreales, Nectriaceae. The transcript is spliced from 2 exons. The record is from RefSeq and is a predicted model, not a curated record. The coding region runs from base 1 to 303 and encodes 100 amino acids.
AUGGUCACCUCGCUGCCGCCAGCUCACGUCAUGGCCAUGGGCAGCAGAUCAACAUCCAUUGGCACAGGCGAGCCAAAGAUUCUUGUAUGUCCCUAUACAGACUCAACAGAGGUCAUUCUCUCAACGUGCCAUCAGGCAGUGUUCCAACAUCUUCUUCACCCAACUCUGUCUGCCAAGAUCAUACAGAGGCUAAGCGAGUACCGGCUUAAUAACGGAGUCAGUCUCGAUAAAGUCAUCGUGUUCUGCUGCUUUAUCGCUUCUUCUUGGACAACUCUCAGCGAGGCCGACAACGUCGCGACAUGA